CAGACACCAACCAAAAAAACCUUGUAGAUCACACAUGUUACUGAAUUAAUUACGUUAUCUCUAAUAAGAAUUACCAAAGUAACCUUACGUAGCUUGCUCUGCAAGUGAAAGAAUUGGUCUUCAAAAGACUUGGUCUGUGACUUUGUGAGUGUUGUGUGUCUCAAAGCCUUAUUUAAUAACCUCUCUCUCAACUUUAUGUUACUCGCAUUUAAAUUUGUUUCUCUGCUUCACUCUUUUGAUUUCUUUCUACUUCUUUUUUUCACACAGAUCUUAAGAUACUACAACUGCGACCAUGGAGCUUCCAUCUCCUUACAGCUCAAGAAAGGAGGAAUCAACUGUUCCUCCGAAGAGAGGCCGAGUCAAGAUCAUGAUCUUUCGUGAUCUAGUCAGAUCGGAAACCUCGAUGGCACCGACUCCGAGGAGAGGCCGAAUCAAGAAAAUGAUCGCGGGUGAUCUAGUCGGAUCAGGGAAACAGAACAACUACGACGGAGACGGUAAGAGAGGAGGCUAGUUAAGCAGACUCUCCGACUACAUACACUUUAUCUCCAUGCCAGCUUCCAGACAAUCCCUUUCUCUGAGAAGAUGAUCGGAUUUUCAUAUUCAUUUGAAAAUCUUGUAUGAAAUGUAAUAUAGUUGUUGGCUUUGGCUUCUUCUUUCGAAUAUGUUAUACAAAAAGUUUAUUAUUUUUGUUGGGGUAAAUUAAAGAUUUAAAGGUAAGUUACUCUGUUUCAUACAAAGUUUGGGCCUCUGGGCUAAUAUUUUGGUAUCUAUGUAAAAAUGUAAAUAUUAUGUUUCUUUAGAAGUUUAUUUUUGUAUCUUUGUAGUAAAUUGUAUCUUUGUGAAAAUGUAAAUCUACUUAACAUUUUGAUGAAGUCAACAAAAAAAAUCUGAUUUUAACUGAGGGAUGAAAU
This is a messenger RNA of Arabidopsis thaliana (thale cress), 911 nucleotides long. RefSeq lists its product as uncharacterized. Lineage: Eukaryota; Viridiplantae; Streptophyta; Magnoliopsida; Brassicales; Brassicaceae. The transcript has a single exon. The coding region runs from base 293 to 511 and encodes 72 amino acids. The record is from RefSeq and is marked reviewed.